Molecule: messenger RNA, 1828 nt
Organism: Neohortaea acidophila
Lineage: Eukaryota; Fungi; Ascomycota; Dothideomycetes; Mycosphaerellales; Teratosphaeriaceae
Product: carbamoyl-phosphate synthase
Exons: 2
Coding region: 222-1631 (469 amino acids)
Biological process (GO): L-arginine biosynthetic process; L-glutamine metabolic process; 'de novo' pyrimidine nucleobase biosynthetic process
Cellular component (GO): cytoplasm; carbamoyl-phosphate synthase complex
Molecular function (GO): carbamoyl-phosphate synthase (glutamine-hydrolyzing) activity
Source: RefSeq, a predicted model, not a curated record
CUGAUAACAGUCACCAUCCUCCAUCAUACCCUCCAGCUGCCCCAUUGCUCGCUCAUGAGCUCCAGCUGACUCCCUCUCUUCCUGCCAUUGGGCUGACAUCCGCACGACUGGCUUCAUGACGUUUGCUCCUACGACCUUCACUUCGCAAGACUACAUCUCAGACCACCUUUGGAAAGCGUCUGUGAAUUAACGAAAGACCACACCCCUCUGAACAAAUCAACAUGACAACUACCCUAUUGCCUCGCAUUGGCAAGCAGCCAAUAAUGCGAGCACACCUCAACCUCUUGAGGAAGCCCGUCGGCGUCACGCAAGCCCGAUUCAACGCCACGGUCGUCAACAACAGCGUGCGAGCUCCCCCUCCACCUUCCACUCGUCGCGCUCGCGCCAUCCCGCCAUUGGACGAGCCGGCCACUUUCACCAUUCGUGAUGGCCCCAUCUAUCACGGCAAGAGUUUCGGAGCCAAGGCGAAUAUCAGUGGUGAGGCGGUCUUUACCACCUCGUUGGUUGGAUACCCGGAAUCUAUGACGGAUCCGUCUUAUCGCGGCCAGAUUCUGGUGUUUACCCAGCCAUUGAUUGGGAACUAUGGCGUGCCGAGUGCUGCGAGAGAUGACUACGGACUGCUGAGGUACUUUGAGAGUCCCAACAUCCAAGCUUGCGGCAUUGUUGUCGCGGAUGUGGCGUUGCAGUACUCGCACUGGACCGCGGUGGAGAGUCUCGCGCAGUGGUGCAUUCGGGAGGGCGUCCCGGCCAUCUCUGGUGUCGACACGCGUGCGAUUGUCACGUAUCUGCGAGAGCAGGGAUCGUCGCUUGGCAAGAUCACGGUGGGAGAGGAGUACGAUGCAGACGAAGACGAGGCCUACGAGGAUCCGGCGAGUAUCAAUCUGGUAAAGAAGGUGUCUACCAAGGCGCCCUUCCACGUGCCGUCACCCAACGGCGAUGCGCAUAUCGCCCUGAUCGAUUGCGGCGUGAAGGAGAACAUCCUUCGCAGUAUCGUUUCGCGAGGUGCGAGCGUCACGUGUCUGCCCUACGACUACCCGAUCCACAAAACCGCUCACCAUUUCGACGGCGUCUUCAUCUCCAACGGCCCGGGAGACCCGACGCACUGCCGCUCCACGUCCGACAACCUGCGCAAACUCAUGGACACCUCUCAGAUCCCCAUCAUGGGCAUCUGCCUCGGACACCAACUGGUGGCCAUUGCAGCCGGGGCCAAGACGACGAAGAUGAAGUACGGCAAUCGCGCACACAACAUUCCCGCGCUCGACCUCAGCACAGGCAAAUGCCACAUUACCAGCCAGAACCACGGCUACGCCGUCGACCCGGAGACUCUACCGGCGGAGUUCAAAGAGUACUUCACUAACCUCAACGAUGGCAGCAACGAAGGCGUGAUCCACAAGUCGCGCCCGAUCUUCAGCACGCAGUUCCAUCCUGAAGCUAAAGGUGGGCCACUAGACAGCAGCUACCUGUUCGAUGCGUAUCUGGAUAGCGUCAAGGCUUACAAGGAGUCGAACGAUGUGCUGAAGGGAGGCAAGGACAACCGGCCCAAUCCGUUGCUUGUGGAUCUGCUGGCGAAGGAGAGGGUGGGUGUUGUUCCGGAGCAGAUUGCCACGUUGGGCACUGCUGCGGUGUUGUAGUGGAUGGAAGAGUUGAGAUGGGUUUCUUUUCUUUUGUUCGGCAAGGUCGUCUAUCUGUUUCGAGUUUGCUUCAUGGCGUAUACUAGCAACAUAACGACAGUCAACCACGUACACGUCAAUCACCAAGACUCGUAUGAGACACUGGGCCACACAAGAUCAGAUGUGCGAAACACGUAAGAAAGAGGCAAAGACGCGCG